AUGUCGACGACACGGCCUGUUGUAGGAAGCGGUCUCGCCAGCUGCUGUACGGUAGUCUCAGUGUUUGGCGCCGUGAUCCUUGCAAUCUUUGGAUACGGCUUUCAACACAAUUGGCCUGCACUCAUGGGCAGCACCGAAGACCCCAAAGAUGGGCUAGCAGUCGGGCAGACUUGCUACAUUGCCGCUCUUAUCUACAUCGCUUUCAUCGCCUUUUGCGGAUGCCAGCUUGGAGUACAUCAAAGAUACAGCCGCAUUCAACUUUAG
Molecule: messenger RNA, 264 nt
Organism: Mycosarcoma maydis (corn smut)
Lineage: Eukaryota; Fungi; Basidiomycota; Ustilaginomycetes; Ustilaginales
Exons: 2
Coding region: 1-264 (87 amino acids)
Molecular function (GO): RNA endonuclease activity
Source: RefSeq, a predicted model, not a curated record